GAACGGAUAGUGCCUCACAUUGCACAGGAUGUAGUUGACAAUGGCGACAUGGCGUGGAAUUUCUCGCGCGCCGGUCGAGAGAUACACGAUCAAGGAAGUACGGUUGUAGAUGUUGAGAAACGGACGACAUGUCUUCCGAAGAAAAACCAUGAGAGCUUCCUCGCCUUCGUCCAGUACGAGCUCCGUGUACACCAGCGCCGAUGAUGCACGCCGGUGUACCGGCUACGAAAGGACCCAGUUCCUCGACUUGGAGGAUGUCGGGACCGUCUGGCUCCUCGGCUCGCACUUCUCACACGAUAGGUCGAAACAAAUGCUCGAGAAAUUUAAAAUAAACAAAACGCAUUUUCGCGUGCAACACAUUAUCAUAAUCGGCGCUGUUGUAGCCGCGUUGAUAAUCGCUAUAAUUAUUGGUCUAAGUGUGCAUGCACGCAGCGGUACGUCAGACUCGCAAAAUAAAAAUGAAUUUUUAGUACCGCCCGAUCCAGAAAACUUUCAGCCACCAUCGUGGAGUAAAUUGAGAACUUUCAAACGCGGUGCCGUUUGCGCAGACGGAGCACCAUGCGCUGUUAUUGGCAAAUCAAUUUUAGAAAGAAAUGGGUCGGCGGUGGAUGCUGCGCUGGCCGCAUUAAUAUGCAACGGACUCGUGAACAUGCAAAGUCUAGGCCUCGGUGGUGGAUUUCUGAUGACAAUUUAUCAAAGAUCCACGCGUCGGGCGUUUAUUCUCAACGCAAAGGACCGCGCACCUUUGGCCGCGAAUUCUACGAUGUACAAUGGCAAACCCCAAAAUACAUCUCCGUUAGGCGCACUGUCGAUUGCUGUGCCCGGUGAACUGGCCGGUUACUGGGAAGCUCAUCAACGAUUUGGUAGAUUGCCAUGGACGGAUUUGUUCAAGCCUAGCAUCGAGCUCUGCGAAAAAGGCUAUGUCCUGACACUAGUGCAAUAUGACGGUUUUGCAUAUAAUAAGAAAAACAUUUAUAACGAUCCAACUUUAAGAGAACUAUUUGUCGAUCCUAUGACCAAUGAAUUUCGCAAGCCAGGCUCAGUAAUUAAACCUUGCGCGCUUUGUGAAACGCUGCGAGUUAUUGCCGAGAGAAAUGUGACUGAAUUUUAUAAUGGUACGAUUGGACAACUUCUCGUCAACGAUUUACAGGAACAAGGAGGAAUCAUAACAAUGAAGGACCUUAAUGAGUACAGAGUUUCGUGGGACCAACCAAUGCAGACAAAUCUUUCGAAUGGUAUAAAACUCUUGACUACGGGAUUACCCGGUGGAGGAGCUCUUCUCUCGUUUAUUCUCAAUGUCUUUGACGAUUAUGGCUUCACACCGGCCAGCAUAGCCGAUUUUAAUUCGACCAUCCUUACAUAUCACAGAAUGAUAGAGACGUUUAAAUACGCAUUCGCAUUAAAAACGAAUCUGGGUGACGGAUCUUUUGUCGAUAUGACUGAAAUAACCAGAAAUUUAACAUCGAAGAGCUACGCGCGGGUGAUACGAAAAAAAAUAGAUGAUACGAAAACGUGGCAAGAUCCACGGCACUACGGCUCUCCUACCUAUGCUAAUGUCGAAGACCACGGUACCGCACACAUAUCGGUACUGGCACAGAAUGGCGAUGCAGUAUCGGUUACUAGCAGUAUCAACUUUUAUUUUGGAAGCGGAAUUGUCAGCAAAAAAACCGGCAUUUUGUUAAAUAAUGGCAUGAACGACUUUAGCAUUCCGUCGCAAUUCAAUUUCUUCAAUAUGCCGCCAUACCCUAACAAUUAUAUCGCACCUAAAAAGCAACCAUUGUCCUCGAUGGCGCCGUCCGUUCUGGUCGAUCGACACGGUGACGUCAAGAUGGUUAUGGGUGCCGCCGGUGGGACGAAAAUUACGACCGCGGUGUCGCAAAUAACCGCGAAGAUACUUUGGAUGAAGCAGACAGUUAAGGAAGCGGUAGAUUCGGCGAGAAUACAUCACCAGCUAUUUCCGCCGGAAAUCUCUUACGAAUAUGGGAUUCCUAAGCAGGUGAUCGAUGGUUUGAAAAACUUGGGACAUGCCACAACGCGCUACAGAACUCGCGGUAGCGUAGUCUGCGUCAUACUGUAUGAAAAUUCCACGAUUUUUGCAAACGCUGAUUAUCGCAAAGGCGGCGAUGUAUACGGAAUCGAUUAAUUCGCGUACGUGAAUUACUGAUUCAGCCAUCGCAUAAAGGAGAAAAACCAAAAACGUAGGUAGAACUAAUAUUGCAAUGUAUUACUUAUCUAAUUAAUAUUUAACAAUAAAUCAAAUUAAAAUACAUAUAAAUUAUGUAAAAUAUAAAUCAUAUUAUCAAUAUUGAAAAAAUAAGUAUCACUAAUAAUAAAAUUAAGGACGUAUCAAAUAUUGUUUUGCAUAUAAAGCCAAACAAGAUAAAAUUUAAAAAAUUUAUUAAAAAAGAUAUCAUUGUGUCUAUUAAAAAAAAAGAUUAGAUUGGAAUUCAACGAUAUUCUUAAUUUUAAGCUUUGUUAUCUCUGAUGAGAGGCUUUAUUGUUAAUGACUUAUUUUUUUUUUUUUUUUAUUAAUAUUGGGACUUGGUUAGGGGAUAUGAGAGCGAAUGGUCAUGUGGCGGUGAUAGUGCGUGGAUAGAGUUAAGUAGGUAUUUAGAGAUUUAGGAUGAAAAAAUAGAAGUGAAUGAGAAGAGAGGAGAGUAAAGUUGCUGGAAAAUUUAUUUAAUUAGAUUGUAAUAUAGAUAGGGUUUUUGCGAUUAGAAUGGUACAAUAAGAUAUGUUAUAUUAUGAUAAACAUGCUAGGAAAAGAAAAGAAAAAAGACAACUAACAAGGUACGGAAUCUAGGACUAAGGAUUUAUAGAAAUAAUUUUUAGUAGAGAAAAGUGAAAGGAAUGUUUAGGGAAAGAAAGGAGGAAGGAAAAAAGGGAAAGGUUUUUGUAGUAAGAUUAGUAAAUAAAGUAUAAGAGAGAAUAGUUAUAAGGAUGUAUAGUUAUAUAUAUAUAUAUAGAUUGAAAGAAAGAAGACUGUAACACAAAGUGACGAUAGGAAGAUAGUGCGAGAAAAAUGUUUAGAUAGGAUUAUAUUGUAUUUUAUGUAGGAUUCUCUCUCUCUCUCUCUCUCUCUCUCUCUCUCUCUCUCUCUCUCUCUCUCUCUCUCUCUCUCUUCUUGGCCAUGAGAUACUGAAGAGAAUAAAGUUUAUUAUUAUAGGUAGAAUUCUUGCGAUAAAAAUAAUGUAGGAUUAUAGCGGAGCAAUAAGAUUGGAUAUGUUAUAUGAUAUAAAUAAAGCCAUGCAACGUAUCAGUUAAGAUAGAUGGAUAGUUGGAGGAUAAAUGAAUGGAGAUGUGUGUGUGUGUGUGUGUGUGUGUGUGUGUGUGUGUGUGUGUGUGUGUGUGUGUGUGUGUGUGUGUGUGUGUGUGUGUGUGUGUGUGUGUGUGUGUGUGUGUGUGUGUGUGUGUGUGUGUGUGUGUGUGUGUGUGUGUGUGUGUGUGUGUGUGUGUGUGAUAGAAAAAUUGUAAAUCCCCUUCUUAGCACUGUAAUGUUGAAGUGAAUAAAGAAUUAUAUUUUUAUUAGAAUUUUCAAAAAAUAUGAUAUAUAUUUUACAUAAUUUACACAUGUUUUACAUAAUUUACAUGUAUUUUAAUUAAUUUUUAUUUAUUUUAUUAUUCAAUAUUAAUUACAUACAAUAAUACAAUGCAAUUAGUUUUGACCAUAUUUUUUUAUUUGCAUCACCUUACUGUAUAAACUUUCUACAUGAGCUAAUGAACUUUGUUUAAGCAGCGUUGAUUCUCAUAAUUAUCAUAACACCGAUGUAUGUAUGCGAUCAAUCUUGAUAUCGUUAACGGUGAAAUGGUAAUACCAGUAUUAUUGUUCAAUAUAAUUUUCAUACUUUCUCGCUUAUUGGUUACACCUUGUCCUUGCAUUGUUUUUUCCAAUACCAUGCAUAUCCAUAUUAUAUUCCAUAUUAUUUUCAAUUUAUUAUCGUCUCUUGUACUUUCGUGAUAUUUACUAAUGCAAAUGAGGUUUAUAUCUAACACUGUAAGUACAAGAUAUGCAUUUUUUUCACUCGUAUAAUUGAUAUAAUUUCGUACAAUUCGAAUUCUUAGCGCAGCUGUACAGUGUUUCGUAGACGUGACACUUAUUGAAAACUUACAACCUUGCCGUACUUUUUAUAGGUAUAAACCCUUGAUGGCAUUGUCGUGAUUUAUUUCCUCUUUUAACCUAUUCCAUAUCAUGUACCAGACCUCAAUUUCCGUAGUCACAUAUUCUAGACUACUCUCUCUGUAAAAUUCUGUAACAAACUUUUUUAUUAUAACUCAUGAGUAAUAAAAUUUUUUAAAAUUC
Messenger RNA from Monomorium pharaonis (pharaoh ant), 4300 nucleotides. Its product is annotated as scoloptoxin SSD14. Gene Ontology annotation, biological process: glutathione catabolic process. Lineage: Eukaryota; Metazoa; Arthropoda; Insecta; Hymenoptera; Formicidae. Gene Ontology annotation, molecular function: glutathione gamma-glutamate hydrolase. Bases 110 to 2143 code for a protein of 677 amino acids. The record is from RefSeq and is a predicted model, not a curated record. The transcript has 10 exons. Gene Ontology annotation, cellular component: plasma membrane.